AUGCUACAUCUCUCCGAUACCUUUGUGCUCUCCGCCGGCACUGUGGCCAUUGAUCUAUCGAAAGACCUUGUGCUUGUCCUCUACUCCCCUCGCAUCAGCAAAUAUUUCCUACCAAAAGGCCGAAAAGACAUUCACGAAUCCUUGCAUGACGCCGCCAUCCGCGAGACACUCGAAGAAUCAGGCUACCACGUUCAACUCCUCGCACACAAUCUCCCCACCAACGCAACACACGCCAACUCGUGGCCCGAAGCGGAACCAAAUCCAAACACCGCCAAAGCGGAAACCCCCCCGGGACCCCACGAUGGGACUUCUCGCCUCCCUCCUCGCUCUUCCGCUCCUCCUCCUGGGCCCGCUCCUGCUGGUGUUCUCUCUGAUCGGAAUAAUAAUUCUCCUGUGCGCAGCGAUCAGCGUGCACCAGCUGCUCUUCCACUCGAAACCGGCGGGCAGCAACAACCUUCCUCCGCCGACCAGCGGCAUGUAGAGCCCAUCGCGGUGCAGCAGCGGACAUACGAGAACUCGUACAAGAUCAUCUUUUGGUAUUUGGCGGAGGUGGACUCGGAGCAGAUGCCUGUUGAGGGGGCGAGGGAGGCGUGGGAGGAUUAUGAGGUGCGUUGGAUGGGUGCGGAAGAGGCGGUGGGAAAGAUGAGUAGGGAGGAGGAUGGAAGGAUUAUAGAGUGGGCUCUGAAGGGGGCGGGUGGGGUUAGGGCGGAGCGGAACAUUGUUUCUGGUGCGGGCGGAAAUCCCUUCUCCGCUUCUGUGAGUUCAUUCCGCCUCAUCCCCGGAGGCAUUCUUAUCCCUGCACCAUUUCCCAUUGCCCCUAAUCUCCUAACUCCCACAUCAACAACAUCAACCCUAGCCCUUGCCAAAGCAAUAGCAGGUACAAUCCAUACGCCACAGCUACAUCGCAUACCGGGCCAGGCGAAUUUCCCUAUAUUCGCACCACAGGUAGUAUUAGGGCAGACGAGGCGGCCAGCAAGAGGGGGUUCAAGUGGAAUUCCCUGGGAGCCUUGGUCAUCGGACGAUGGGAAAAGGGAGGCACGCAUCCAGUUUUACGUUCCUGUUCGGGAGUGA
This is a messenger RNA of Uncinocarpus reesii 1704, 1071 nucleotides long. RefSeq lists its product as uncharacterized. The record is from RefSeq and is a predicted model, not a curated record. Gene Ontology annotation, molecular function: bis(5'-nucleosyl)-tetraphosphatase (asymmetrical) activity. Lineage: Eukaryota; Fungi; Ascomycota; Eurotiomycetes; Onygenales; Onygenaceae. Bases 1 to 1071 code for a protein of 356 amino acids. Gene Ontology annotation, biological process: ATP biosynthetic process; AMP biosynthetic process. The transcript has 3 exons.